Molecule: messenger RNA, 4809 nt
Organism: Beauveria bassiana ARSEF 2860
Lineage: Eukaryota; Fungi; Ascomycota; Sordariomycetes; Hypocreales; Cordycipitaceae
Product: topoisomerase IV
Exons: 2
Coding region: 1-4809 (1602 amino acids)
Biological process (GO): DNA topological change; resolution of meiotic recombination intermediates; sister chromatid segregation
Cellular component (GO): nucleus
Molecular function (GO): DNA topoisomerase type II (double strand cut, ATP-hydrolyzing) activity; ATP binding; DNA binding
Source: RefSeq, a predicted model, not a curated record
AUGGACUCCGACAUGAUGGAUGACGAUGUCUUUAGCCCGGACAACGAGUCUGAUGGCUAUGUCCCUGAGCUAAAACCCGCCGCCUCCAAGGCAAAAAAGCUCACACAAACGACGCUGAAGCCAAAAGCGCCAGCAAAGAAACGCAAGGUCAUCAGCGACGAUGAAGACGACGGCAAUGACUCGAUGGGCUUCUCAAACACCCCCCCAAGCUCUAAAAAAACAAAAAAAGCCCCCCCAGCCAAGAAAUCAAGCGGUGUGCCCUUGGCAGAACUCGAGAAUGACAGCAUGGUUGUGGACUCAACUCCAAAGCCUGCCGGCAAGAAGAAGUCAGCCACCGAGACAUAUCAGAAACUCACGCAGCUUGAGCACAUCAUCAAGCGCCCCGACACAUACAUUGGUUCAGUCGAGUCGACAGAGCAGCAGAUGUGGGUUUACAACAAGGAGGCACAGUUAAUGGAAUACAAAACCAUUAGCUUCGUUCCUGGUUUCUUCAAAAUCUUUGACGAAAUCAUGGUCAACGCUGCUGACGUCAAGCAGCGUCACGCUUCCAUGACCUACAUCAAAGUCAAUAUUGACCGCGAGUCUGGCCAGAUCUCGGUUGAGAAUAACGGUAAGGGUAUCCCCGUUGAGAUGCAUGACAAGGAAAAGAUUUACAUUCCCGAACUCAUCUUCGGUCACCUGCUUGCCGGUUCCAAUUUCGACGACGAGGAGAAGAAAACUGUCGGGGGUCGUAACGGUUAUGGUGCAAAGCUCUGCAAUGUUUUCAGUACAGAGUUCAACCUGGAAUGUCAAGAUUCCACCAACGGCAAAAGAUACAAGCAGACAUGGACGGAUAACAUGUCCAAGAUGGGCAAGGCCAAAAUCACAUCAAACAAAACAUCCGACUUUGUUCGCAUCACUUUCAUGCCCGAUUACAAGCGCUUCGGAAUGUCCGACGGUAUCGAUGAUGAUUUGGAAAGUCUUCUCUAUCGCCGAGUCUACGACUUGGCCGGCACUAUUCGCGGCAUCAAAGUUCAUCUCAACGGAGAAGUCAUCAAGAUCCCCACCUUCAAAGCCUACUGUGAUUUGUACGCCAAGUCAAUCGCCAAGGAGCGAGUCGCCGAGGAGGGCGGCAAUCCUACAUGUAAUGUCGAGAUUGACAAAGAAAAGACACAUCCGCGAUGGGAAGUUGGCUUCGCAGUUUCCGAUGGUACUUUCCAGCAAGUCUCAUUCGUCAACAACAUUGCAACGACAAGCGGCGGAACCCAUGUCAAUUAUAUCGCAGAUCAGAUCACCGCCAGUCUUCUGAAGACGCUGAACAAGCGCAAGAAGGGACACACUCUGAAGCAAAGUCAUUUGCGAAACCACAUUUUCAUCUUCAUCAACUGCUUCAUUGACAAUCCGGCAUUCACAUCGCAAACCAAGGAGCAAAUGACUACAAAAGCCAGUCUCUUUGGUAGUAAAUGUGUUCUGGGCGAGCAAUUCUUAAAAAAGAUUGCUCAAUCUGAAGCUGUACAGAAUAUCAUGGAUUUUGCUGAAAAGAAGGCGGACAAGAUGAUGGCCAAGAGUGACGGUAGCAAGCGCUCACGUGUGAGCAACGCCAAGCUCGUCGAAGCCAAUUUGGCGGGUUCGCGUCGUGGUCACGAAUGUACUCUGAUCUUGACAGAAGGUGAUUCCGCCAAGGGUCUGGCUGUGUCCGGCAGAGCUAUUCUCGAUCCCGAUCGAAUUGGUGUUUUCCCUUUGCGAGGCAAGCUUCUCAAUGUCCGAGAUGCGUCCAUUGAUCAAAUCACCAAGAAUCAAGAGAUUCAAAAUAUUAAGCAGUUUCUCGGUCUCAAGCACAAGCAGAAUUACACCGAUACAAAAUCCCUCCGUUAUGGCCAUCUAAUGAUCAUGGCCGAUCAGGAUCACGACGGUAGUCAUAUCAAGGGCCUUUUGAUCAACUUUCUGCAAGUCCAGUUUCCGUCUUUGCUUCAGAUUCCCGAUUUCUUCCGUGAGUUCGUGACACCCAUCAUGAAAGUCUGGCAAGGAUCGGACCCCAAGAAGCCUACAAAGUUGCAAACUUUCUUCACUCAGCCCGAAUUCAGCGAAUGGAAGGAAAGUCACAAGCACGAACUGAGCAGGUGGCAUUCAAAGUACCUCAAGGGUCUGGGUUCCUCUUCGAACGAAGAUGCUCAAGUCUACUUCACCAACCUGGAUAAGCAUCUCAAGGAAUUUGAAGUCAUGCAGCCUGAGGAAGCCCAGCUUUUCGACCUUGCCUUCUCCAAGAAGAAGGCAGAUGCGCGAAAGGAGUGGCUUGGGAACUUUGUUCCCGGUACUUAUCUAGAUCAUGGUACCAAGGCCAUCACAUACACCGAUUUUGUCAACAAGGAGUUGAUUUUGUUCAGCAUGGCUGAUAAUAUGCGAUCCAUUCCGUCCAUCGCAGACGGUUUAAAGCCCGGUCAGCGUAAGGUCCUCUUCUCUUGCUUCAAGAAAAACGUGACAAAGGACAAGAAGGUAGUUGAACUGGCAGGUUAUAUCUCUGAGCAGUCGGCCUACCACCAUGGUGAACAAUCGCUUCAGCAGACCAUCAUUGGUCUCGCUCAGACAUUCGUCGGCUCUAACAAUAUUAAUCUCCUGGAGCCCAGUGGUAAUUUCGGUUCUCGUCUUGCUGGUGGUUCCGACGCCGCGAGUCCUCGUUACAUUUCCACACGCUUGUCUCCCUUUGCGAGAAAAAUCUACCUCGCGGAGGACGAGCCCAACUUGAAGCAACAGUACGAUGAUUCAAAUGUGAUUGAGCCCGAGGUAUAUACCCCAAUCAUUCCCAUGAUUCUCGUCAACGGUGCCGAUGGUAUCGGCACUGGUUGGAGUACCUCGAUCCCAAAUUAUCACCCCACAGAUAUCGUCAAGAACCUGAAGCGCCGCAUGGGCCGUCUGAACCUGGCAGAAGAAGAAGAGCUGCCUUUUGAGCCUAUGAUGCCCUGGUUCCGCGGGUGGAAGGGUACCCCCGAGGCUGCUGGCCCCGACCGUUACAAGUUCAAUGGCAUUGCGUACCAGAAUGAUCAGAACCCGAAUGAAGUGGUAAUCACUGAGCUUCCCAUCAGAGUGUGGACCGAUGAUUUCAAGACCAAGUUGGAAAAGAUCAUCAGUGGCACAGAAGGUCCUGCCUGGAUCAAAGAUUACAAAGAGUUCAACGAUCACAACACCGUGCACUUUGAGAUCAUGGUUGAUGAGAAGUUCAUGCCCAAAGUUCUUGAGGAAGGGCUCUUGGAGCGAUUCAAGCUUCAAAAGCAGGUUGCCACCUCUAACCUAGUUGCCUUUGACAUGCAAGGCCGCAUUCGCAAGUACGACAAGGUGGAAGACAUCAUGGAGGAAUUCUACCAUUACCGACUGGAUAUGUACUCGGAGCGAAAGAAGUACUGGCUCAAUGUGUACCACCGUGAUUAUCGCAAACUCAAGAAUCAAGCUCGGUUCGUCCAGGAAAUUAUCAGUGGCGUCUUAGUAGUUGGAAAGAAGAAGAAGCAGGCUUUGGUUACAGAACUGCGCGAGCGCAAAUACGAGGGUUUCCCGCCCAGCAAACCUGGCGCCAAGGCAGAGGAGGAGGAGCUCGGUAACGCGUCCGACGCCGAUGACGACUCUUCCGGUGCACUGGAUGCCGGGUCGAAAGACUACGAUUACCUCUUGUCCAUGGCAAUUUGGUCUUUGACUGCCGAGCGUUUGCAGAAACUACUCGACGCUAUCGCAAAGAAGAAGGCUGAGCACGACGAGCUUCAGGCAAAGAGCGAAAAGGAUCUGUGGUGUGAAGACCUAGACGCAUUAAUGGCUGAGUGGGAUAAACAGGUUGCCAUUGAUGCCGAGAUUCAGACCAAGAUUCGUCGUUUGGGCCGCCGUGUUUCGAAAAAGAUAGGUGCUGGCAAGAACCGCAAGGCCAAAGAUGAAGAUGAGUAUGAGCCUGAAAAGAAGAGUCGAGCCAAGGGCAAAGCCGCUGUGGCUAAACCAAAAGUGGAAACCAAGACAGCCCAGCGCUUUGCUGACAUGUUCAGCUCCAAGCCAAAGGUCAAGAAGGAAAAUGAUGCAGAUGUUGUCGAGCUGUUUGACGACUUUUCUGACGAUGACUUUGCUGCUCUUAGCAGGAAGCCGGCUGCAUCAAAGCGCACGAAGGCUGUCUCCGCCAUUGCUUCGGCCUCACAAUCCCAGUCCGAAGAGCCAGAAGCUCGUCCAGUCAAGAGAGCGGCAGCUUCCAAGGCAAGAGCCCUAUUCGAUGCCGACUCCGCAUCGGAGAACGAAGAUGACGAUGUGGUCGACGUCGACUCUUUGGUGAAGGGCAUUGGAGCACCGAAAAAGAGUGCGUCGCCCGCACCCUUGAGCAAGUCGAUCUCCGCACGCUCCUUCCAAAUUGAUGAUGACGACGACGAUGUUCUUGGAUCAUCCGCACCAGCCAAGCCCAUAACCAAGGAGGAUAUUCUUGACAGUCUUCUGUCCGAUGAAGACAAGCCUUCGACGUCGAAUAUCUCAGGAUAUGCGGCAUUGAAAAAAAUUGCUCGCCCCAAGGCCGUUGCUGCCAAAGCCAAGCCAAAGGCGGCAGCUAAACCCAAAGCUGCAAGCAAGCAAACUACCCUGUCACCAGCUGCAAAGGCGUACGCAGCAAGAAAAGCCUCUGCACUCGCGGACGAUUCGGAUGAAGAUAUGGCUGCACCUGGAUCACCGAGUCCCAAGCGGGCUCCUGCGCGCGCUCGCCCAGGUCGCGCAGCUGCGGCCAGGAGGCCAAUUGUCGUUGACGAGGACGAUUCGUUAUUGGCUGACGAUCAGGAUGAAAGCGCUGAUCCGUUUGAGAUGGAUGAUGAUGACGACUGA